This is a messenger RNA of Camelina sativa (false flax), 990 nucleotides long. The record is from RefSeq and is a predicted model, not a curated record. NCBI's taxonomy places the organism in Eukaryota, Viridiplantae, Streptophyta, Magnoliopsida, Brassicales, Brassicaceae.
AUGGAAAAAUCGAUACUACAAGCCCCUCCCCAGUCAUUCACCUUUCAGAUUUUUGAUACCAUUGAUGGAGACUUUUGCAAGGAAGACGUUUUAGUCCGCCUCAUCUAUUUUUGGGAAGCUCGAAACUUCAAGAAAAGAAACAUGCUUAUGGGCGUUGAACUGCUUCUCAUCGACUCUAAGUCUAAUGCAGCCCAAGCUUACAUACCAGAAAACUGCCUAUUCCACUACGAAGGUCGUCUGAAAUCCAACUCUGUUUACACUCUCAACAAUUUCAUGAUCAUUGCCAGCAAAAAGCCUAUUGGAGACCAUCAGAUCGACGAACAAAAGUUUUGUUUCCGAUCUUUUGACGCAGACGUCGCAGAAACCAAACAAUACCUGACAUGGAAGCUAGCUUCUACUGUUUUUGGUACCAUUCUUGACAUACAACCACAAUAUGGUUGGUACUACAUCUCAUGCAGCAAAUGCAACAACAAACUUGAGAAGGCUGAUACAUCUUUGUACUGCAACUAUUGCAAGGAAUCCAACAACAUCGGUGUCAACAGAUAUCGUUUUGAGAUAAGAGUAUAUGACAUAUACAAAGAUGUUGCAACUUUUGUUGUCCUCGAUAGUGAGGCCACCAAAAUUGCUGGGCAUAGAGCUGCUGAUGUUUUAAACGAAGAAAUGGAGGCUUCCAGCACAGCUUCGUAUACUGAAAUAAAUUUGCAGACCCCAGAAUGUUUAAAACAUAUCGUUGGCAAUACUUGCAAAUUCCAAAUCAAGCUCUCUGAAUACAACUUCAAAACUUCUCGCCAAACUGUCUCAAUCUCCCGCAUUUUGGAAACCAUCACUGACCAUCCAGCCGAAUCAGAAGAAGGAAGUUCUACCAAGUUGAUUCCUGAAAUUCAGAGUACUACCACUACAGGCAAAUCUCGAGGAAAAUCACAUGUCAAUGAUUCAACCGAUAAGAAUGGAUCUACUCAGGAGAAACGUCCCCGCCCGGAUAAUAAGUAG